AAUAUCGGGAUCAGCAUAUUCGCUAUCAGCACCUCAAGAAGUAAACAUACAAGAAUGGAAAGUUCUCUGUCGUUUCUCCAAGUGAAUCCUGCCUGCCUCAUUCUCCUUGUACUGGGAAUUUCGCUGGUGGAUUUUAUGGUCAACAAUUGGUCCUGCCCAGAGGAAGAUUCAUCCUGGCAUCCUUCAACUUCUACUGUUUCCGCCAAAAAGAACAAAAAGUGCGGGAACGAGACUCCUUUGGUCAGAAAUUAUGGAUUGCGACAUCGCGCUAAGCUUCUGGCUAGCGUAAAACGUCGGCUCGAUAAUCAGUUUUAAGAUAACCAUGUUGUAGAUAUAAGAAAUAAGCAAUAAGAUGUAUCAAAUAUGACAAUAAAAAAAUUAAUUCACGAUAU
This is a messenger RNA of Drosophila simulans, 392 nucleotides long. RefSeq lists its product as uncharacterized. The record is from RefSeq and is a predicted model, not a curated record. NCBI's taxonomy places the organism in Eukaryota, Metazoa, Arthropoda, Insecta, Diptera, Drosophilidae. The transcript has a single exon. Bases 55 to 315 code for a protein of 86 amino acids.